Messenger RNA from Hyla sarda, 1518 nucleotides. Its product is annotated as di-N-acetylchitobiase-like. Gene Ontology annotation, cellular component: extracellular region. Gene Ontology annotation, biological process: carbohydrate metabolic process; chitin catabolic process. The transcript has 7 exons. Gene Ontology annotation, molecular function: chitin binding; chitinase activity. Bases 63 to 1196 code for a protein of 377 amino acids. NCBI's taxonomy places the organism in Eukaryota, Metazoa, Chordata, Amphibia, Anura, Hylidae. The record is from RefSeq and is a predicted model, not a curated record.
UGAACCCAUCUCCUCCCCUUAUAUAACACCGCCCUCCUCCUCCUCCCUCUCUAUAACCCUGUAUGGGAGGUAGCAGAGCUCAUUGUGGUGCUGGGUGCUAUGUAGAGAGGAUGUAUGGGUGCACGCUGCUGGGACUGCUCCUCUUUGUAGGGACUCCUCUCUACUCAAGUGAGUGUCCCUGCUCAGACCCAGCUCUAUGCCAGCCAAUCAAAGACAGCCGGGACUUCGAGGUCUAUGUAUUUCAUGUCCGAGGGAAAGACUGGAAGAACUAUGACUGGGCCCACGUCACCACAGUCGCCAUCUUUGCACCAUAUGAGCCAGAGCUCAUGUGCUUUGCUCACUCCAAAGGGGCAAGAUAUGUUCUGAAGGGAGACGUUCCCUUAAAGGAUAUUGUGGAUUCAGGCAAUCGAACUGCCUGGAUAGCAGAGAAAGUGAGGCUGGCAAAGGCUCAAUAUAUGGAUGGAAUAAACUUGGAUAUAGAACAGGCAGUGCUCCCACAAACCCCCGAAUACUAUGCUUUAACUGCACUGGUGAAGGAAACCACAGAAGCUUUCCAUAGAGAAAUCCCGGGGUCACAGGUGACCUUUGAUGUUGCAUGGGCUCCUCCCUGCGUUGCCCACCGCUGCUAUAACUAUACGGGCAUAGCGGAGCUGUGCGACUUCUUGUUUGUUAUGUCCUACGAUGAACCCCCAGAGAGAAGGACUGAACUUAUAGCUGGAGCAAAUGCGCCAUUCAACCAAACCAUAACGGGUUACGAGCAGUUUAUUAAAAUCGGCAUAGAUCCCAAGAAACUCGUGAUGGGCGUCCCCUGGUAUGGGUAUGACUAUGUCUGUCUCCAAUUGACAGAGGAUAAUCGGUGCAAAUUAAAGAAAAUACCAUUUCAAGGUGCCGAGCGCAGUAAUGUCGCGGCCAAUCAGGUAGGAUACAGUACAAUCAUGAAGCAGAUCAAUGACUCAUUGAGUGGCCGCCUAUGGGACGAUGUCCAGAAAGCUCCUUUUUACAAUUACAAGGACGCAAAAGGAAAUAUCCAUCAGGUUUGGUACGAUGAUCCGCAGAGUAUUUCUUUGAAGGUGGCCUACGUCAAGAUACUUGGUCUUAGAGGCGUUGGUAUGUGGCACGGAGAUGUACUGGAUUAUUCUGACGAUCCUAUAGCCCGGCAACAGACUGAAGACAUGUGGAAAGCCUUACUACCAUAAUGACUCUCUAUAAUGCAGUGUUUCCCAACCAGGGGAACUUUUGCCCGGACAUGUUGGGAGAUUCCGUAGUGUGAACCCAGCUUUACAGUUUAUGUGCUCUGCUACAGAUAAAAAGCUAAUCCUAAAUUAGAAAAAUCUGAUUACUAAGGCAAUCCGAAGAUGAGAACGGCAUGGACCAUCACCACGGUGCCAGGUGGCUUUUAGGUGUACAAUUGAAUCCCUUGAGACUGAGAUUAAUAAAGACAAAGUGUGAAAUUUAUCUAGAUGAUGUUGUAUUUGGUGUGUUGUCUUACAUUUUUAAAAUAAAACUGAAUACUGUGAU